Messenger RNA from Oncorhynchus nerka (sockeye salmon), 1972 nucleotides. It is a transcript of the gene ptges, whose product is annotated as prostaglandin E synthase. Gene Ontology annotation, molecular function: prostaglandin-E synthase activity. The record is from RefSeq and is a predicted model, not a curated record. Gene Ontology annotation, biological process: prostaglandin biosynthetic process. Gene Ontology annotation, cellular component: membrane. The transcript is spliced from 3 exons. Lineage: Eukaryota; Metazoa; Chordata; Actinopteri; Salmoniformes; Salmonidae. Bases 159 to 599 code for a protein of 146 amino acids.
AGCACCAGACCAGCCCCUCCAAAAUGUGCGUCAGUGAAAGUGUUGAGUCCUGGUGCUCCAUACUUUCCAGUUAGGCUCCAUGAGCACGAACAACUCUCCAACCGCAGACGUCGAUAACACAGCUUCACCUGGGAAUUGGAAGACCAUACCAAACAAUCAUGUUGGAGAACGAGGCUUUUUCCUGUUUUGUUUUCUAUAGUGUUCUCCUGGUCAUCAAGAUGUACAUCAUAGCAAUCAUCACUGGACAAGUCAGGCUUCGUAAAAAGGCUUUCGCUAACCCAGAGGAUGCGCAGAGACACGGCGGCGUCCAGUACUACAGAGAGGAUCCGGACGUAGAACGGUGCCGAAGAGCUCACCGUAACGACAUGGAGAAUAUCUUCCCUUUCCUGUUCCUGGGGGCUGUGUACUCCCUGAUUGGCCCGUCGCUUGCCGUGGCCCGCGCUCACUUCCUGGUCUUCUUCCUGUUCCGCAUGCUCCAUACAGUGGCCUACCUGUGUGUCCUGCGGGCACCCACACGCUCCCUGGCCUAUGUCGUCGCCCAAGUGCCCUGCGUCUCCAUGGCAGUGCAGGUCCUCGCGGCGGUGGCCUCCUCGUGGUAGUUGUGGUGUUCUGGAUCUAUCUGUGACCGCUUCAAUCUGAGACCAAUCUCAGUCUGUGAGAUCAGCGGUAGAGGAUACUGCAAGGGAAAUCCUCAAGACUAUAUCGCUAUCAAUGCUACCAUAGCAGUUUGUGUCUCUCGGCUGUAAGACAGUGUGUACUCUGAAAGCGUGUACUCUGAAAUGAAGUCAAUGUUGUGCUCUAGCAAGCACAUCCUCCUGCAGUACUGUAUGUUUGCUAUGCAAUGUUGAAGUCAAUUGCCUCCCUCUUGAUAGUCCAGGGGACUCUACUCUCUGAAGAUAAAGGUUUUAAUUAGUUAACAUUGAACCUUUUAACCAGUUCAUUGUGUUGUCAUGUUGUUUUUGUAUACACAAGUUGUUGCUUGUUUCUGUCUUUUUUAUUCUCUAUGUCUUGUUAUAAACUGGGUGGUUUGAGCUCUGAAUACUGAUUGGCUGACAGCUGUGUUAUUUUUACUGCUCUAAUUACGUUGGUAACCAGUUUCUAAUAUAAAUAAGGCACCUCAGGUGUUUAUGGUAUAUUACCAAUAUACCACGGCUAAGGGCUGUAUCCAGGCACUCCGCGUUGCGUUGUGCGUAAGAACAGCCCUUAGCCGUGGUAUAUUGGCUCAAUACCACACCCCCUCGGGCCUUAUUGCUUAAUUAUACUUAACCCUGAUUGGCUCCAGGGGUGCUGUACUACAAUGGCUGACCCUGUAAAACAAUACAUUUCACUGCACCUAUUUUAUUCCACUGAGAGCUAUUUUAGUACGGCAUGUCUGGGAUAUAAUGACCUUUUAGCUGAAACCAGCUUGAUCCAGUCUUAGAGGUAGAAGUGAAGAGCAGGCAUGUGCCAUUCUGGUGGUUCACUGUGUUCGUUUAUCUAGCAUUGGCCACCAUGGCAUCACAUGAUGGGGGAUGAUGACACAGAGACAUCAGGUCUACCACACCUGUCGAUGGGAUACUGAUGAGGCCAAGAGUUUUUCCUGAUCACAGGAUUUGACUACAGCCCAUAGUUUUUCCUGGUCUGGUCCUGGACCUAGAUAGGAGCUAUGACUGCUGAAUUGUCCAUAAUCAUAACAUAUAUUUUAUCCUCCACCUCUGUGUUUCUUUAGCCUGGUCCUAGAUCAAAAUUGGCAAGACAGGAUAGGGGUUUCUUCAGUAUUGUCCAUCUAGGGUAGCCUAGUGGUUAGAGCGUUGGACUAGUAACCGGAAGGUUGCGAGCUGACAAGGUACAAAUCUGUUGUUCUGCCCCUGAACAGGCAGUUAACCCAUUGUUCCUAGGCCAUCAUUGAAAAUAAGAAUUUGUUCUUUACUGACUUGCCUAGUUAAAUAAAGGUCAAAUAAAAUAAAUAACCAAUGGGUGGUUUGUUGAUGAA